Molecule: messenger RNA, 2758 nt
Organism: Aedes albopictus (Asian tiger mosquito)
Lineage: Eukaryota; Metazoa; Arthropoda; Insecta; Diptera; Culicidae
Exons: 2
Coding region: 1626-2597 (323 amino acids)
Source: RefSeq, a predicted model, not a curated record
AGGGUUCAUUCAAAUAUUACGUAACGCAAAAUAUGACAAUUUUAGACCCCCUCCCUCCCCCACGUAACAACUUUUGUAUGGAAGAUUUUGAAAUUUUGUAUGAAGCGUAACACAGUGCUAGACCCCCUCCCUCCCCUCAUUGCGUUACGUAAUAUUUGAAUGAACCCUAAAUCGCUCUGCUCUCCUCGUCGAACCAAUCGUUCCGUCGACCCCUUUCAACGUACCCGAUGGACGAUAGUGCUAUCGCCUGCGUCGUUGAAGACUGCUUUUUCUGGACUUCAGCAGUCCUCUAGAGGGUCGACAACGAGCUCACCCUCGUCUGGCAACAGGGCAUCGAGAUUCAGCGCGAAGGCCGUCGGUACUGUACAUUGUUGAUUACAGAGAGUAUUGUGCACAGUUUGACCAUCACCAGAGUCGAUGUUAGUGUCGAUAAUGUCGGAAAAUUGUCGUUCAUCAAUCAAAACGAUUCCGUCUGUUGUUGUAGUGAUCUUCAGUUGCAACGGAGAGGUUGUGUUGGAAUAAGAUGAUACGUAUAGCAACUUUCUUCCCUCUUUAUGGCACAAACCUGUUUGGUCCAUAUUUGAGCAACUUUCUUGAAGGAGUCAAAAUCAAUGAGGGUUUAGCCGUUGUCAUUUGUCCGAAUUCCUCCUCUUGGACUUACCAAACCAUUUGAAAAAGUCCCUAGAUUAAAGCGUUCGCGAAUCCAACCUAGACAUGCUGAAUUACAUGCUCGCUUGCCGCUUCCACUGAAUGGGUCAGUUGUGCUACCUACAAGAAAAUGUUUGAAAGAAGGUAGUUGCAUCCUGGUUGCAUCCAAGAGAACGAGUCCAUCCCCGGGAGAUAAGGAGCAUGCAUUCAUUUCACCCCCACUUGCAACCCUUACGACUUUCUAUGACGCUUAACAUUUUAUCUCCCUUUUUACGGAUGCAACUCGGAUGUAUGUAUACAGAAAAAUAUGUUAUCGUUGGCACCCCCGGUAGCAAAAGGCACUAGUUCGUAUUGUACCGUCGGGCUUGAAGCAUCUAGCCGCCAAAAGGUUCUAGCUAGAGAGGUAACUGCUCAGCUCAUCCACCCGCGAAAAACCAUAUGCACAUCGAUUCGCCCUCGCUGGCUGUGCGGAGUUCGGAGUGCCGGUUCGUUCGUUCGCCGCCCAUUUCACAAAUGUAAUUAACUCGUGACGGUCGCGUGCCGGUCGCUUGUGUGUGCUGUGUGGUGCGGUGGGGAGGGGGAAGGGCGACCGAGGUGAUAUUGGCACAGGAGCAGAAGGAGCGGUUCGCCGGAAUUGGGGGUGGUUUUCACACAACAAUACGCGGUGUUUGUGCGUUUGGACGCGUAGCAGAAGUGCGCUCUUCAACCGAAGGGGGUGUUAAUCGAAUUUGAAAUUGGCUCGGUUUUUUUUUCGUUUUGUGGGAUGUGAAACCGUGAAGUGGAAUGUGAAACGGAAUGUGAUAAUUAACCGCGACACGGAAAAGUUCAAGAGGUCAUUUGUGUGCGCGAUGGAAGGCUAAAAAAUCAAUUAUUGUCCCACUUGACUAAUAAUAGCGGAAGCGGUCAAGUUUACCACCAAUGGACGCCUUUUGUGGAGUGUCGCCAACGAUGUGCUAAGCUUGUGUUUGCGCGCCAAAAUGAAACUUCCCGAAUGGAUGAAACGUGGCCCCAAAUCGAAUGUGGGCGUAAAAAGUCUGAAGAAGUCCGGUAGUGUUAACAGUGCUAGAAGUGCUCAUCGCCACAAAAGAAAAUCCAGCACAUCGUCCUCGAAGGGAAAACGAAAACGCAACUCGUACGUGUCGUCAUCAAUAACGACGAAGAAUUUCUACCCGGUUGAACAUUUCUUCAGGAAUACUCCGGCCGAUAACAACGGCUUUUACCACCAUCACCACCAGCAUGCAAGCACGCUUCCAGCCAACAUGAGUGGGUACAGCUAUCACAAUCAAUACUACCCACCGAAAGCGCCUGACGGUCGUCUCUACGGCAACAUGAUGCCUUCCACUACAUACGAGAAUCUGAAACCCGCGGAGUUAUCUAGACCUGUUUUGAACGGUGUCCCGUACAUGCACCACCAGCAGCAACAGCAUCGUGAUUUCCUCCACCAAAGCAAGCUCGAACAAAGACGUUUCAGCGAUUAUCAGCAGCAGCCGUUGGUGGGUGCAAAUCCGAUAUCAACCAUGACGAUAGAUCGACGACUGACGCCCACUUUUAGGGCGCCACAUGAAAGCCAUCUCGGCACGCUACCGCGGACAAAUCCGGUUGGUGCUGGUGGCGCUGCUGAUUAUUGGGACACGUGGAAGUACAACCAGCAACGAAAGUGGUCCUUCGCGUCCGAUAGACAGCAGCACCAUCGAUCCACCACGAUCCACGGCAAUCCGACGGCGAUGUCGGUGGUGGAAUUGGAACCCUCCGCUGCUGCUGCUGCUGCUGGGGCCCAGUUGAGUCAUAAGCAGAGACAAAUUAUCCCAACCGCGGCUACCGGAAUAUGUGUCAGCAGAAAUGACAGCUUCAGGCGGUACAAGAUACCUUCGCCCGCGGCUAUUUUAGAUAUGAUCAACGAUAAGUACAUAAGCAGCAAAAGGAAAUCGAAGGUACGUGUUGUGCUCUAGCGGGAGGGACUAAUGACUUGUAGCGCUUGUGAUUAGCACAGUUGGGGAGGGUUAAGUGAGAUAUAUUUUCUGUUUGGUUCGAUAGAUUAGGUAUUACGCAAGACAGUGCAUUAGGUUGAAGGGUUUCUGUCAAGUCUUCGGGUAAUCAAGGGAUUGAAGUA